Messenger RNA from Condylura cristata (star-nosed mole), 436 nucleotides. RefSeq names its product ATP synthase, H+ transporting, mitochondrial Fo complex, subunit F2 (gene ATP5MF). The coding region runs from base 68 to 334 and encodes 88 amino acids. The transcript has 4 exons. NCBI's taxonomy places the organism in Eukaryota, Metazoa, Chordata, Mammalia, Eulipotyphla, Talpidae. The record is from RefSeq and is a predicted model, not a curated record. Gene Ontology annotation, molecular function: proton-transporting ATP synthase activity, rotational mechanism. Gene Ontology annotation, biological process: proton motive force-driven mitochondrial ATP synthesis.
UGGGGACGUCACUCCCUACCCAGCAGCCCUCGCGCGGCCCGGCCCUGCGGACACCCAGGACUCCAAGAUGGCGUCGGCCGUGUCAUUGAAAGAGAAAAGACUCUUGGAUGUCAAAUUAGGGGAGCUGCCAAGCUGGAUAAUGAUGCGGGAUUUCACCCCAAAAGGCAUUGCUGGAGCAUUUCAAAGAGGUUACUACCGGUACUAUAACAAGUACAUCAACGUGAAGAAAGGGAGCGUGGCGGGGGUUUCCAUGGUGCUGGCCGCUUACGUGCUUUUCAACUACUGCCGCUCAUACAAGGAACUCAAACACGAGCGGCGACGCAAGUAUCACUGAAGUGGGCUUCUGCAUUCCUGACUGACCUUGCCUGGCACCUGAAUCGUUUCCUAGCUUAACUGAGAAAUAACUCAAUAAAAGAUGACUGGUUUGUGGACUGCU